Molecule: messenger RNA, 8504 nt
Organism: [Torrubiella] hemipterigena
Lineage: Eukaryota; Fungi; Ascomycota; Sordariomycetes; Hypocreales; Clavicipitaceae
Source: the annotation of a GenBank genome assembly
CAAACAUUGGCGUUACAUCCUGCUGUCCAUACAAGUCGAAACAUUUUUCAGCUGUGUAAAUAUGGUGUUUCAGCGUGGCGUAAAGAUUUAUCGCAUGCGCUGCGAGCUACGCCACAUGCCGAUAUUGGGCAGCUUCCAACGGGACAAGCCGUGUCACCAUUAUCCGUGCUAACGGCAAUCGCCCAUAGCUGCCAUAAUGUCAAUAUCCGUGGUCUCGCUCUCUGAAGCUUUGGAUCCUCGUUUCAGCAUCAAAACCUGAUAAUGCACCUCCAAAGCCGUCCUCAGGUCCGCAUGACACAACGCCUAGCCGUGCAGCAGUCCAAGAGCCUUAUAGCCUCCCUUCCGUAACUCUUCCAAAAAGCGGAGGAGCAAUUAAAGGCAUUGGCGAAAAGUUCUCGGUUAGCCCAGCGAAUGGCACAAGCAGCUUCUCAGUCCCCAUUAAGACUAGCAAAGGCAGAGGCGACAGUACGAUCGAACUGAGCCUUUCUUAUAGCUCAGGCGCAGGAAAUGGCCCUUUUGGCAUUGGCUGGCAAAUAUCCAGUCAGGCGAUCACGAGAAAGACGGACAAAGGGUUACCGCAGUAUAUGGAUGCAGAAAAUUCAGAUGUGUUCUUGCUCUCUGGAAUGGAGGACCUUGUGCCGGUACAACAAUUGAAAUCCGAUGGCACAUUCGUCAAUAAAAUCGAAUUCCGUGUGCAACAUGGAAAAACAUUUCGAGUUGCUCGAUAUAACCCCAGAAUUGAGAGUGGAUUUUUAAGGAUUUUGAGACUCACGGAUACGGAAACAUAUGACACAUAUUGGGAGGUCAAGACGGAUAACAAUAUUACCACCAUCUUCGGCGACAGUCCAAACAGCAGAACAUUCGACCCUUUCGAUCCAAGUCGCGUGUUUGAAUGGCUACCUAGCAAAACCUACGAUGACAAGGGUAAUAUCACCUUGUAUGAGUACAAGGAGGAGGACUCCAGUGGCGUAGAUCUUAACUCUUUACCUGAGCUACAGAGAUCUACCCUUUCCAGAACCGCAGCUAGGUACAUUAAGCGUAUAAAGUAUGGAAAUACUGUCUCGGCACUGAGCCCAACUUUCAAGGCCACCAACAGCUGGAUGUUCGAGAUUGUUUUUGACUAUGGCGAUCACGACAGUCAACAUCCUCGGUCAGAAACAUCGCAGCCUUGGCCUGUUCGCUCAGAUCCCUUUUCUUCGCGUCGUUCAUGUUUCGAAAUUCGCAUGUACCGUCUAUGUCGGAGAAUUCUCAUGUUCCAUCACUUCCCUGACGAACCUGGCGUUGGCAAGGAUUGUGUAGUCGCAUCAUUCAACAUGAACUUUGAAACCGUAAAUAUGGACCAAUCAAACGGCUACUCUAUAACCACGGUUCUAAAAUCGGUUACACAAGAACAUUGGAGGAGGGCCAAAGGAGACGACUAUGAGAAGGAACAUUUGCCUCCGCUGGAGUUUACCUAUUCCAUGGCUCAACCAUCAAAACAGUCAAAAGUUCUGAAGUCUUCGUCAUUAGCAAACCUUCCAGCAGGAUUGACUGGAGACUAUCAACUGGUGGAUCUUGAGGGUCAGGGUCUCGCUGGGGUUGUCCUACGUACAGAAGGAAGUUUGCAGUAUAUGGCAAAUUUAGCAAAUGGAGAAUUCGGGCCGACGGAAACAAUAUCAACUAAUCCAAGCGCGGUAUUUAAGAAAGGGUCUGAGCAGUGGAUGGAUCUUUGUGGUGGUGGCAAGAUUGAGCUGGUCCAGCUGAGUGGAAGUGCCCCAGGAUUCUACGAGCGCGACCUAGAAGAACCUGGGGGCUGGAACACGUUUCGUACCUUCAAGUCCUAUCCAAAUGUCGCUUGGGACAACAAGCAGCUCAAAUUUUUGGAUCUUACUGGAAAUGGAAUCGCUGAUGCCGUCAUAAUAGAUGAUUACGAGCUUAGGAUAUACCCUGGGCUAGGAAAUGACGGGUUUGGUAGUCCGUGGUAUGCAUCGCCACCAACAGAAGAGGGCCCGGGCUCUAAUGCUCGGCUCUUAUUUUGGGAUGGUACAGAAGCACUAUACACUUCAGAUAUGACAGGAGAUGGGCUAGCUGAUCUGGUUCGAGUUCGUUACUCCGAGGUUUGCUACUGGCCGAACCUCGGCUACGGCAAAUUUGAUCGUAAAGUUAUUAUGGAUGGCACGCCAAUUUUCGAUUCAGAAGAGCUCUUUGAUCAGAAGUACUUGCGGCUUGCAGAUAUUGACGGAUCAGGGACGACAGACAUUGUUUACCUUGGAAACAGAGUAACAAUGUAUCAAAACCUUAGCGGUAACGCUUUAAGCAAAGGUAUUGAAGUGCCUGGUUUCCCAGGUAUCGAUGUGUCAACAAACGUGCAGGUGACGGAUUUGCUCGGUCGGGGUACUGCGUGUUUGGUGUGGUCUUCUAACCUUGCUAGCGAUUCUGGUCGUCAGAUUCGUUAUCUGGACUUGAUGGAAGCUGGGAAGCCAUAUUUGCUCGUCAGCAUGGACAACAAUAUGGGCUGGGAGACGCGUCUGACUUAUGAAGCAUCAACACAGUUCUACGCCAGAGACAAGAAACUUGGCAGACCUUGGACAUCUCUGCUCCCAUUUCCUGUCCAAUGCGUUUCAAAAACUGAAGUGGUUGAUCGAGUCAGCAGAAACCUCUUUACCACUACCUACGCGUAUCAUGAUGGGUUCUUCGAUGGUGUCGAGCGAGAGUUCCGUGGGUUCGGCAUGGUAGAAACCUUGGAUACCGAAAAGUACUCCAGCCUUGAAUCGCGCGAAGAUAGCUUUGAUAAUAUUAGCAAGCACACCAAUGUGCCACCGACGCUAACUAAGACCUGGUACCACACCGGCGAAUAUCGCGAUGGAGCAGCCGUCGCAACAUACCCAGAUGUCCCAUACUGGGCUGGGGACAAAUCUCAAAAAGUGCUUCGGUCACUCUCGGAAACAACCCUUCCAUCGUCUAUUGUCACGCUUUCAGGCACCACAUCAUACCUAUCGGAUGCUCAAGAAAGACGAGAGGCAUGUCGAGCACUUCGGGGCAAUAUGAUGCGGUCAGAGAUAUAUGCAAUCGACGGAUCGGACUUGCAAGCUAUUCCUUAUUUAAUCAAAGAAUCCAAUAUGCACAUUGAACAACGCCAGCGUCUUGGCUCCAAUCGUCAUGCCGUAUUCUUCGUCCGACCGAAAGAGUCACUCGAAAUGGUCUACGAUAGGAAACAGUAUCGACAUGGCACAACGAAAUAUUUCGACCCGCGUGUUUCUCACACACUCACACUGGAAACCGACUACUAUGGGAACCCCCUUAAAGCAAUGACCGUGAGCUAUGGUCGAGAGCACGAUGAUCCAGAUCCACUUCUACACGAUGAGGAUAGGAGAUCGCAGAAGAAGAGCUACGCAGUCCUGUCGCGGACAACAACAACAAACAGUCUAGAUCAAGCUCAAACGUAUCUUCUUCCUAAGCCAGCUGAGUCACAAUCUUAUGAGAUCAUCAACAUAGACAUCUGUAGACGACGUCAUGGAGGACAAAACGGCCGAUUAGGCUUAGUUUCAUUUGCAGAGGCGUCGCAGGCUGUUUCCCUUCUCGCAACUGGAAACUUUGACAUCCCAUUUGAGAACUUUUCUGGACCUUAUCCGUCCCCACGGCACCUAUAUCGACGUUUGUUAAAAGAGAGCAUAGCAUUUUAUCGACGUGAUGACUUUAAUGGCCCCCUUCCUCUUGGUGUAAUCGAGCCCCUGGGGCUGCCAUGGAAAACCUUUCAACUGGCACUAAGCGACAGCCAAGCGGAGCAAUACAGUAAGGCGGGCAAGAUCUCAUCCGAAGAUUUGAAUGCAAUUCUUCAGAGUGACUGUGAUUACUUUAGGGUGCCAAAGAGAUCAGGGUGGUGGAUCUCCUCUGGUGAAGCCUUUUUCUCACCUGAUCGGGAGACCACUGCAGAGGAAGAACUACGAGAAGCAAGAGAGCACUUUUUCGUCAUUCGCCGUUCGCGUCCGCCGUGGGAUAGACCGGAAGACCCAGCUGAAUCGUUCUACACCUUUGACAAGUAUGAUCUCUUGAUACAGGAGGCGCGCGAUGCAUACGAUAACAGAGUAACGGUUGGAGAACGAGCCGUUGAUCCAUAUCUUCCGCUUGUCAAGAUGGGCAACGAUUAUAGACUGCUCAGACCAUUUUUAGUCAUGGAUGCCAAUAGAAACCAUUCUGAGGUGCUAUUUGAUGUCUUGGGAAAUGUCAUUGCUGCGGCCGCAAUGGGAAAGCCCGAAGAGAACGUCGGAGAUUCACUGGAAGAUGUUCAACGAAGUCUUAGUGAUCAAGAGAUGAGAGACUUCUUCCAAAACCCUAUAACCCUAUCAAAGCAGUUGCUUGGGAGUGCUACAUCGCGUACGUUAUUCGACUUCUUCUCGUACUACCGCACAAAACACGACAAACAUCCACAGCCUAACUGGGUAUCAUCUCUGUCGCGGGAGACCCACGUAUCCGACCUCGCUGAAGGCGCCUCGAGCAGAGUAUUUGUCACGAUGACGUAUUCUGAUGGAUCCGGCCGAUCAAUCCAAACAAAGGCCCAGUGCGAGCCCGGACCGUUGCUAGGACCAGGGUGCUGUGAGGACGUAAACGAGGAUGCGGAAGCAGGCACAAAAGACAACGAAGGCUGCCGAUGGGCGUCUACAAGAUGGCUGGUGAGCUCUUGGGUGAUAUUGAACAAUAAAAAUAAGCCAGUCAAACAGUAUGAACCCUUCUUUAGCAAAACUCAUGCCUUUCAAUAUCGCGCCAUAUACGGUGUGUCUUCGACAACCCUAUAUGACGCAGUUGGGAGGACAGUCGCCGUCCUAUCUCCAGAUCACACCUGGACAAAGGUCAGAUUUGGUCCUUGGAGCAGCGAUAAGUGGGAUAAAAAUGAUACAGUUCUCAUUCGAGAUCCUUCACAGGAUGCGGAUGUAGGUCCUUUUUUUGCACUUCUCCCACGCGAAGAUUAUAUGCCGACCUGGUAUCAAGAGCGUGCACAUGGUCAGAUGGGCGCCAUUCAACAGGAAGCGGCUCAAAAGUCUGCCGCAGCUGCGAACACUCCGACCACGGUCUUUUUUGAUUCGUUAGGUCGUGUGUGUCUAAGUCUAGAAGUGCUUCGAGACCCUUUGCAAGCAGCAUCUUCUGGGACCAUCUUACGACAGCCCUCAUAUAUAGAUGUUCAAGGCCUCCCCUACAAGGUUACAGAUACUUUGGGCCGCCUGACGUCAACAAGCAUCUACAGUAUAGGCGGAACGGUUCUCAGUGAGACCAACUUUGACAAUGGCACAAAAUGGGUGUUGGUGGAUUCCUCUGGCAAAUCAAUUUUGACGUGGAAUGCCCGACAACAACGAUUCAAGACGGAAUAUGACCGUAAUAGACGAGUUAUUGGCCUUCAUCUCAAAGAAGGCAACAAAGAGCACCUCGUCGAAAAGUCGACCUACGGCGAGACAGAACCUGACCCUGAAAAGCAUAACGCGAGGGGUCGUAUCGUCCGCACCUAUGACCAGAGUGGCAUAACGAAAACUCCCGACUAUGACUUUCAAGGAAAUAUUAUACUCAGCGACCGACAAUUGGUUAGCGACUACAAGAAUAUUAUUGACUGGCAUUGUGAAGAUGCGGUCUCACUUGAGCCAGAGACGUUCGUUGAAAAGAUCUUGUUUGACGCGCUGAGCAAGCCUAUUCAGACAGUACUCCCGGAUGGAACCGUCACUGUCUACCACUAUAACGAUAGGGCUCUUAUUAAUAGUGUGAUGAUUACCGUUCCAAGCUCCGACGUUACGAGCGAGGCUAUCCGGGAUAUUGAGUACGACGCAAAAGGCCGACGCACAAAAGUAGUGAAUGGAAACGGAGUUCAAACUGUCACUUCUUUUGACCCAUUAACAUUCAGAAUCUGUCGUAUUGAAAGUUUCCGAGAGCAUACGAGCUCAAGCCCGAGCACGAGUAGCUCUGAGGGUAGCCCCCAACAUCGCUUAAAGCCCAGACCUAAAAGGAGGAGGACCAAACGGUAUCAAGAUCUGCGCUAUACAUACGAUGCCUCUGGAAACAUAACACACGUUGCAGAUAAAGCAUCGAAAGCCGUCUUCUUCCGCAAUCAACGAGUUGAAGCCUCACAGUCUUUUACUUACGACUCUCUGUACAGGCUCAUCGAAGCGACUGGGAGAGAGCAUCUUGGACAGAUGCAUACAACUAGAGCCAAACACUCUUCUGGUCAGAAUCAACCAACAGCGGGCGAUAGUAUCUACCAUCCGAAUAACGGGCAAGCUCUGGGACGUUAUGUUGAACGGUAUGUAUAUGAUGCGGUGAACAAUCUGCAGAAGAUGCAUCAUUCAAACUUGACCGAGAAUGCGAACUGGACGAGGCAUUACCACUACGAGGAGCCAAGUCUUGUUGACAACAAACAAGUUAACAACCGGCUCAGUUAUACAAAGAUUGGUGAUACAAUAGAGAGAUACCGAUAUGAUGGGCUAGAAAAAGAGUCAGGUAGCAUGAAAUCCAUGCCUGGAUUACCGCAUUUGAACUAUGAUUAUGGCGAACACAUGGCGUCCUCGGUUCACAGUCUGGGAAGCGACGGAGAGGCCAAAGAAACAACCUACUAUAAGUAUGACGGUACGGGCAAGCGUGUUCGCAAAAUCACUGAGCGGCAUUCCAGCUCAGACAAGGCGUCUAUAAUCAAAGAAACUAUCUAUAUUGGCGGCGCAUUUGAAGUAUUUCGACGAUAUACUGCGGCGUCAAAGUCAUUGGAAGUCAACAAUAUUCGCAUCAUGGAAUCUGGCCGCCAACUACUGCUGAUCGAGAAUCGGGUCGCAGGGGGGGAUGAUAGGCUACCAGGGCUGCUCUACAGAUACCAACUCGCCAAUUUCCAGGGAUCAGCUCAGAUCGAACUAGAUCAGGAAGGCAAGUUGAUCUCGUACGAAGAAUACACCCCGUAUGGCAUAUCAUCUGUCAAGGCAAACUUUGAGCAAACUGAGAUCCCGAAACGGUACCGCUUUCUCGGCAAAGAAAGGGACAUAGAGACGGGGCUAUACCAUUUGGGCGCACGAUACUACGCGCCGUGGCUAGGACGAUUCGUCUCUGCUGAUCCAAAGGGCUCAGUAGAUGGAUCCAAUUUGUACCAAUACUCGCAUGGAAAUCCUGUUAUGCUCGCUGACCCAGGCGGAACUGCCGCGGCACCAGCUACUGGCGCACCACCGCCAUCAGCUGCUCUAGGGUGGACGAGCGACGUGAUACGAUCAAGAGCCAGGGACUGGAUUGUUUUUGAGAAUUUGCCAUCUUGGGUCUCUGGACUACGGGAAUGGCGUGUAUUCGGUAGGAUGGCAGCUGGAGACUUUGCAGCCAUGCUUCAAAACCGAAUGAUAGCUAGCGGCGUGAAAGCAGCAGAUGUGGCGGCCAAGUUUGAGCAAUAUCUUCCGAAUGCCACGACAGGAAAGCGGCUUGGGUCAAGCUUCAUAGACUUCAUGUUUCCGGCACUGAAACAGGCGUACGAGCACAAACUCAUGGAUUUUACAAAGUACUCAGAGGACGGAGUACUUGCAGUGUCGGAGCUUAGAAGUGCGUUUGGAGGGGCAGACGGCAUCAUCGCUCAACUUGAGAAGCACACGGCCAACAUUGCCGCGAAGUUUGGCACAGGCUGGGAGACACGGCUAGCAGUUACGAUUCGCGGGGUUGAGCACGGGUCACCAGGAUGGACUGCCAUGACGACAGAAAUCAACGACAUCAUGGCCAGGGCGGGGCAACUCGCGCCGAUGAUUGAGCAUGCCAACAAUCCGGCCAUCAUGGCAGCGCGAGAAGGUCUGGAUUCAGCGGCGAUGGCAUUCAUCGCCAAGGCGGGCGGCCUAGCCAAGUUUGUUGGCGCAGGUGCCGAGGUUCUAGGGCCGUUGGCGGUUGGGGUGGGCGUUCUCAUGAUGCCGUCACAGGCUAGAGCCGCGACAAACUCGGCAGAAAAGCCGAGUACGCGCACCCAGGCAGCGCUUGAUCUAGGUUCAGGUGUCACUAGUGUCGGCGUCGCUGUUGUGGCGGCAAAGGCUACGGCCAUUACUGCAGCCGCCGGAACGACGGGAGCGGCGGUAGCGGCUGGAGUUGUCGUUGCAGGCGCUGCAGUCGGCGGUGCCGCGGCUGGGGCUCUAGCUGGAGGAUAUGUAGCAGAUAAAGUCGAGCAUUCAGAGUUUGCACAGGAGCACUUAGGAGAGACUGGCGCGGCGCUGGCAGGCUACGGAACAGGAGUGCUCGCUGGAGCCGCUGCGGGAGCUCUUGUUGGUGCUGCUGUUGGAAGCGUGUUGCCCGUGGUAGGAACUGCGGCUGGCGCGGUUAUAGGUGGUGCAGCUGGAGCACUGGGUGCUGAAGCGAAGAUUCUCAUAUCUAAGUACUGGAGUUGAUGUGGGUGAACAUUCCAGGGCGUCGGUGUAUAUUUUUUUUUGGAUAAGUUGUGUGAUUCUGCAUAAUCUUCUCAAAUUAUGACCUCGGAGAGCAUCCUUCUAUUAUUAUAACUAGAAUGACUAUAUAUAUUUGCUAAUUCAAGUUGAGAUGAUUUU